Didymodactylos carnosus is the source of this 783-nucleotide messenger RNA. NCBI's taxonomy places the organism in Eukaryota, Metazoa, Rotifera, Eurotatoria, Philodinida, Philodinidae. The record is from the annotation of a GenBank genome assembly.
AUGAAUCGGAUUACGAUCAAUGAUAAUUUAUCAGAAAUAGAAUCAUCGGAAUUAGCUGAAAAACAACAAAAUGAUAAAUCUUCUUUAAGUUUAUUUCCUAUUUCUUCACACUCUGGUGUUAAAAAAUUAAACGAUAGAAUUAAUGAACAAGAAUUUUUUCUAGAUAUUCUUCCUUAUAUUGAUCAAGUGAAAAAUUUAAAACGUUCUAUGAACUCUACUUAUGAUAUUGAUUGGAAAGUUUGUCCUAAUCAAAAUGGUCAAGAAAUGUUCUUAAAAGAUUGGUAUAAAGAAAAUGAUAAGUUGAAACAAGAUAAGUUGCCAAAAGAAAAAGUAAUGGAAGAGAUAAAAAAAUUUACUUUUAAUCAAGAGGAAGACAGACGUGUAUUACAGAAAGUUGCUACCGAAAUAAAUUUAAAUCGAUGGUAUUUUUAUGGAGAAACAGCUGACGGUAGAGUAUCAGAAGGUUUUGUUGAUCAGAAAAAUGAAUUACGCCCUCUAGAGAUCGAUUUAAAAGAUAUUUUCCCAGAUGAUUUUAGAAAAGAAAAGUGUGAGAAAUUUAUUAAUAAAGAAGUUCAAAUUUUAACUCAUUUAUUGACGAUAUUUACUAAAGAUAAUGAAAAUUCAACUCAAAAUCAUUUUAUAAAAUCAAUAUCGAAAAUUGAUUAUGAAAAUCAAUGUUCAUUAAAUACAGGAAUCAGAAUUUAUGAUCUUAGAAAAAGUGAUCAUGGAAAUUAUUUAAAAAACAAAUUAAAUCCGAUUCGGACAAAAAUUUUGCUUGUGUAG